Fusarium graminearum PH-1 is the source of this 746-nucleotide messenger RNA. RefSeq lists its product as uncharacterized. Lineage: Eukaryota; Fungi; Ascomycota; Sordariomycetes; Hypocreales; Nectriaceae. The transcript has 3 exons. The record is from RefSeq and is a predicted model, not a curated record. The coding region runs from base 57 to 635 and encodes 192 amino acids.
CUCAAUCACAACUACCAACAACUUUCAAACUCUUUCAUCACUCCAAAUUUCUAAAAAUGGCUUCCGCUAUGACCUUCCCUCAGCAGCAGCAGCAGAGCCUGCCUAUCCAGACUACCAACUCUGGCGCCUCUGUUGACAACAACCUCCUCUCUGCCUUGGCCCAGUAUGUCACCACUGGUGCUCACGCUCGCAGCACCACCGAGCAGGAGAUCCAGGAACUUGCCCAAGAUGCCAUCUCCAAGCCCGGUGGCCGUGCUCACCUGGAAGCUCUGAUUAGCUACGACUGCCCUGAGCACCAGGUCUGGAAGAACCAGGCUUCUGCUGAUGGUACCAUCACCAUCACCAAGACGAACCUCACCGUCAGCCUCGGAGUUAGCACUCUUGAGCUGAACUUUGAGGCUAGUGGUGCGGGUUUCUUUGUUCCCUACAGUGGCUCCCUCAACGUUGGCACCCUCUUCUACAACGAGUUUGCUCAGCUCGCCCCCGGCAAUGCUACCUUCAAGCUCUAUGUUUCUGGACUCGAUUUCUAUGUCAGCAUCUACCGCAACCAGGUCUACAUUGGCAAUUUCCACUUCACCAACAUCACCUUCGUCUUCCCCCCUGGUGGUGUCAACCUGAACGGCAGGAUCAUCUAAAUGUUCUAUGGAGAAUGUCAAGAGCCGCGUUGAUCGCCAUGGCUCAUUGGACUAGAAGUAAUUUUUACUUCAGCUGUUUUUCUUUGUCAUCCUGCUUAGUGUUAGCUUUGU